Molecule: messenger RNA, 201 nt
Organism: Haemonchus placei
Lineage: Eukaryota; Metazoa; Nematoda; Chromadorea; Rhabditida; Trichostrongylidae
Source: the annotation of a GenBank genome assembly
AUGCGUAAUGAGUAUUACAGUCAAACAUGGGCUUGUCCAUAUGGUACACGAGCUUACUAUUACACUACAAACAAUCCUACAGGACAGGAUUAUGCUGGAAUGAUGCUUUAUGCUAUCUGCUUUCCUCCACCUAACAAUUACUGGUAUCUACCGGAUGGCACUACUCGAAUUAUGGCAAUUUCAUGUGAAAGCCAGAAUUGA